Pipistrellus kuhlii (Kuhl's pipistrelle) is the source of this 4131-nucleotide messenger RNA. RefSeq names its product leucine rich repeats and calponin homology domain containing 1 (gene LRCH1). The record is from RefSeq and is a predicted model, not a curated record. The coding region runs from base 171 to 2465 and encodes 764 amino acids. Gene Ontology annotation, molecular function: protein binding. NCBI's taxonomy places the organism in Eukaryota, Metazoa, Chordata, Mammalia, Chiroptera, Vespertilionidae. The transcript has 20 exons.
GGCCGCCGCCGCCGCUCCGUCCGCCCGGCUCUGCGCCCGCCGCGCCGCCUCCCGCGCCCCGGCUCCCGGCGCGGACCCCGCGGGGACUCGGCACCGGCGCCUCCCGUCUCGGGGCGAAGCCUCGACCCCCCGCUGAGCGGCGAGCGGGUGGGGGCGGGGGCCGUGUGAAGAUGGCGACGCCGGGAAGCGAACCCCAACCUUUCGUCCCUGCCCUCUCGGCGUCUACUCUGCACCCCCACCCCCACCCCCACCACCCCCACCACCACCCCCACCACCCCCACCACCCCCACCACCAGCACCUCGGAGGGCCCGGGGCCGGCGGCGGGGCUGCGGGCGGCUGCGGCUUCAACCUGCCCUUGGCCCGGGGGCUGGAGCGCGCGCUGGAGGAAGCCGCGCACUCGGGGGGCCUGAACCUCAGCGCCCGGAAACUGAAGGAGUUCCCCCGGACCGCGGCGCCCGGGCACGACCUCUCGGACACGGUGCGGGCAGAUUUAUCUAAAAACAGACUGGUUGAAGUUCCAAUGGAAUUGUGCCAUUUUGUAUCACUGGAAAUCCUUAAUCUAUAUCAUAAUUGUAUCAGAGUCAUUCCUGAGGCCAUCGUUAAUCUGCAGAUGCUGACUUACUUAAACUUGAGUCGAAAUCAGCUGUCCACCCUGCCUGCCUGCCUGUGUGGUCUGCCUCUCAAAGUGUUAAUUGCAAGUAACAACAAACUCGGAUCACUGCCAGAAGAGAUUGGUCAGCUCAAACAGUUAAUGGAGUUGGAUGUCAGCUGCAAUGAGAUCACAGCCUUGCCCCAGCAGAUAGGUCAAUUGAAAUCUCUACGAGAACUAAAUGUCAGAAGGAAUUACCUUAAAGUCUUACCACAAGAACUAGUAGAUCUUCCCUUGGUAAAGUUUGACUUUUCCUGCAAUAAAGUGCUCGUGAUUCCCAUUUGUUUUAGAGAGAUGAAGCAGCUGCAAGUAUUACUACUUGAAAAUAACCCUUUGCAGUCUCCUCCAGCACAGAUUUGCACAAAGGGCAAAGUGCACAUAUUCAAGUAUCUGAGCAUACAAGCCUGUCAGAUUAAAACAACUGACUCCCUUUAUCUGCACACGAUGGAGAGGCCACAAUUACAGCAGCAUAUGGAAGACAGCAAGAAGGAUUCUGAUUCAGGCGUUGGAAGUGAUAAUGGAGAUAAGCGAUUAUCAACCACAGAGCCUUCUGAUGAAGACACUGUUAGCCUCAAUGUCCCAAUGUCAAAUAUCAUGGAAGAAGAGCAGAUCGUCAAGGAGGACUCAUGCCAUCACCUUAGUCCCAUAAAAGGGGACUUUCAUCAGGAAUUUCAAUCAAAGCCUUUCCUUGGUCACAAUGACAACUCUGGAGAAGAAAGAGACCAAUUUACCCAUGGAACAGAUGUUCUCCAAUCGGAAUUUAUAAAUUAUAUUAAGGAUAGGACAGAAGUCUAUGAAGAGCCAUUACGGAUAGAAGAGGAUAUACACUGGCAACCCGAGGGAAUUUCAUAUAAAGACCAGGAAAUGACUAUAGCAAUGAUUGAACAGCUGAGAGAAGCAGUAAAUUUGCUGCAAGAUCCCAACAGAUUAAGCAUUGAUAUUACAGAGAAAAAUGUGGUAAACUUUUAUCCUAAGGAAUCAGCAGAAGGCUUAGAAUUACAAGAUUCUGCACUGAAUGGUCAAAUGCAGCGGGAGCCAUCUCCGGUGUGUGAGGUGCAAAAUAAUCCAACGUCACAGAGUAAUGGGAGCGAGUAUUCUCCAGAUAAGAUUAGAGAAAACUCCCCGGAAGUCUCUCCAACCACCAGCAGUACAGCUCCAUUUGGCCUGAAACCUCGAUCAGACCCAGCCCUCACUCUUCCUAUCUCCUUCAACAAACUUACACAGGCACAAACAUGGGACAACUCUAGCUACAGUGUUCCAUCUGAAGGAGACAGUGACAAUGUAUUUCUAAGACCUCAGAGAAAUUUGGAAUCUAUAGACCCACAGUUUACAAUUCGGAGGAAAAUGGAACAAAUGAGAGAAGAAAAAGAACUGGUGGAACAACUCCGUGAGAGCAUUGAGAUGAGACUCAAGGUCAGCCUGCAUGAAGACCUGGGGGCUGCGCUCAUGGAUGGUGUUGUCCUCUGCCAUCUGGUCAAUCACAUCCGCCCGCGAUCUGUUGCAAGCAUCCACGUCCCCUCACCAGCAGUUCCCAAGCUUAGCAUGGCCAAAUGCAGAAGAAAUGUGGAAAACUUUUUGGAAGCAUGCCGAAAAUUAGGAGUACCAGAGGCUGACCUCUGCUCUCCGUAUGACAUCCUGCAGUUGGAUUUUCGUCACAUUCGAAAGACUGUUGACAUUCUGCUGGCACUCGGGGAGAAACCCCCACAACCAACUUCUGCCCUCCGCUCCAGGGACCUUAUAAGCUUCUGUCUUGUCCAUAUUCUCUUUAUAGUGCUAAUCUAUAUCACUUACCGCUGGAAUGCCCUGUCCGCAUAAAGUCUGCAUGUGCAUCCAAGCGCUCUGCUCUGUCCCUGAGCCAUUAGGGUCCUUCCUCCAUCUGACCCUUUGCCUUGCAAACUUCCCUGUUAUCUCUUCAGUAGUCUCUUGAGUUUUGAAGCUGAACUUUUGCCAAUCAGAUUUUCCAAAAGCACAAACUUAUAGAAUGCGGUUCUCUUUAAGUAACUUCUCACUUACUGAAAAACAGUGAGAACAAAGUAUAUUCACACCUCAUGCUUCCUCAGCCACAGCCCACAUCAUGCCAGCAGGAGUGCUAUACAGAUCCUCUUCCCUCUUCCCAGUGAGCUUCACUGUUUUAGGUAGAGUAGAAUUUCCAGAACAGGAGCAAAAGGGAAUAUGAAAAUCUUUCCUUUGCAGUAUUUAAGUUCAACCCAAUUCAGGACUGGGCAAUUGAGUUGUAGGGGUUCCCCACUCUCCUUGCAAAGGAGACAGAAAAACAGCAUUUUUGGCCCAAUUUGGUCUAUAAAACUCUUCAGUAAAAACAAAAACAAAAGAACUAUUGACCAAAUUGAAAAAUCCCAUCUGGGCAAUGACUACUUUGCUGGUCAUUUAGUUGGGUUCCUUGCUGCUUCCUACUAUGGGAGCUGUGAGGGGCACCAGGGAGGGUUGCCGCCCACUUCUACCCUGAGCCAGCCCUCUUGGCCUGCUGCAUGAGGCAGCGGCACUAGGGAAGGAAGGCCCAUCGGUGUUAAGAGCACUACCUGGGAGAUUUGCUUGCACACCAAUUCCCAUAUAUUUUUACUUCUCCUUGUUAGCCUCUAGAGGAGAGAUUUCUAUUUUUAAAUAAUGUAAUGGGUCAUUUUGGCUUUUGCUACAUCACAUUCUAACAGUAGAUCCAGAAUGUGAUAAAUUUGACUAUUUGUUUUUAAAUAAAGCCAUGAGUCAUGGAACAUUCUUGGUCCUGGAGCCUGGUUUCUGUGGCAGGAGCUAAUAAUAAUAUUGCUCUUAUUUUAGAAGAAUGUAAUUUAUCUAAAUAAGUUGAAAUUUCCAUUUAACCAUUGUUAGCAUAAUGUUUUUAUUUUUAAGUAAGCUUAAAGGAUUAUAUACUAACUAUAUCUGCUUUGGAGCAAGGUGGUCAGUUUGUAUUGAAAAGACAAAAACAAUAUAAUUUAAUCUAGGCCAAGAUAUUUCUGGUUCUGGGUUGUCUUUUUCUAAUAUGAGAAAGCCCUGCUCUAAGGUUAAGACAAUAUCUCCUACUUUCCUUUUAAUCUGGUUGCCAAAUAUUGUUUAUUAAGUUGGGGAACUGAUGGAGUUAACUUCCUCAAGAUACUAGUAAAUUUCUAGUUUAAUGCGAUGCAAGUGAUCUUUAUAGACAGCUAUUAAAAUGAUAAUUGUAUUUUUAUGAACAUUUCCAUGAAUCUGGGCUACUUGAGGAUGUAGAUAACCCAUAUAGUUAGACAAGUAUAUUUAUAAAGAUUCUUCGUUGCUAAGCAGCUCAGAUUUUCUAACAGGAGAUGACGUGAUAAUAUCUUGAGUUAACUGAACCUUUUCCUUCUGAGUUUGUGUUGAUUGGUGAAAUACAGGGUAUGUGAAGUUACCGAAUUAACCUCAGUUAUGUAUAAAUAACCUGCAGAUGUACUGAAUUGUCUUUGGUGCUAACUUGUACUCUUCAAUCUGUAACAAUAAAAUCCCUUUAUUCAAUGUC